UUGGGCACUAGAACUUCGACUUUGACGUUGUGUCGAUCGAGCGAGGGCUAUAUACAUAGUUGAUAGCUAUCGGAAAUUACACUGCACUACAUAGUCGGUUCCGGAAUUGUAGUGAUUUUCCCCCAGUUGUGGUUUUCGAGUCGCCGAUUGAUUUCGCCCUUUAAAAAUAGCCCUGGUUUCUGAUCGAGCGAAAGUGGACGUAGACGAUGCCCAAUAACCGCAAUCGUAAUCGCAAUCGGAAUCGCAAUAAACGCAAUCGAAACCAAAAUCAAAAUCAAAACCCAAACCAAAACCAAAACAAUCAGCAGCAGGCAGAGGGGGCGGAGGAGCGGGAAGAGCGGGAGGAGCAGCAGGAUUCUCAGAUCGCAGUAGCAACUUCUUCUUCCUCCAUAGAUGAUAAUGGAAAUUCUGGCAGCGUUUCAAAUGGGCCAACGGAAAACGGCGAAAAUGUUGUUGCUUUCGACCAAAGUGUGACGAACACUCUUGAGAAAACCGCAGAAAUAGAAGAAAUAUCCGAGAAACCAGCAAUAGUCAUCCAAAAAGAAGAAGAUUUAGACGCAGAAAUGGGUGCCAAAAACUCGAAACAUCGCAAGGAAAAGUCCGAUAAGCAGGCGACUAAUGGAAAAGUCGAAGAGCAGGUGCGUCCACCACCCACAAUUAUAAGAAGGCCACCCGGCAGCCCCCGCCAAGCCAAGGUCAUAGUUCAUCGCAUUGUGAGGGAGGAGGACAAGGCAAAUGGCAAGGCUGAAUCACAGCAGCAACAGAAGGUCGUGGAAUCCAAAGAGCAGCACUUGGAGGUUGACGAAUCAAAGAAGCCGCAACUGGACACAAUAGAACGACGAGAAAACGAAGCAGCUCAUCAGAAACCUUUAGAAACUAGUCCGUUAUUAGAAGACGCACAGCAGCAACAUGUUGCAGUUGCACAAAAUCUAGAGAUUAACGAAAGUUCAUUACCAAAGGAAGAUGAAGUGGAUUAUUCGAAGGAGGACUCAGUUGAAGCUGAACCCUCUAAGGAGCUGCCACCUGACCAGGAGCAACAGCAACUUAAGCCAAAAGAACCAGAGCAAUACGUGUUGCAACUUGAAAAAGCCAUGGAAUUUGUAGAAAAUGCCCACCAGCAACAUAUUUCUGCCGUGCAAAAUAUUAAACAACGGAAAGAUAUAGAGGAUAACUCACAGCUAAAUAAAGCACAAGCUCCCCAGGAAUCAAAUGAAGUACAGCAGCAGCAUGUUGCUGUUGCAGAAAGAGUGGAGGAUCAGAGAGGAAAUCAAGCUAAUAACGCACGACAGCAGCAAGUUGAAGAGCAUCAACCAGUGUCCUUGUUGGAUAAUAUCAAUCAGUUUCAAGUUGAUUUUGCUGCUCAGUCCUUGGAGAAAAUCCUGAAAGAAAAUAAGUUGCAGCCUGAGCAGCACACCUCCAAGGUGAUCAUCCACCAGAUCCGGCUGGAAACCAGCGAUGAAGAGCGGCCGCGAAAGGGUAAGCCCACCUUCGAGGAAAUUAGCAGUACAUCCGGUUCUCUGGCCGGAACUCUCUCCCCGCCGCCCCGCUAUUUGGUGGAAUCACCGAAGAACGUGUCAAGUGGCGGCCAAUUCUCGCGCUUCUCCCGCGAUGUGCAAAUCCAGGAACUGGAGCUCAACAGUGAUUGCAGCUCCGGGGAAUUCAAUUCCCUGCAGUCGCCGCUCGUCUGCGAAGCGGACUCGGAAUCGGAGGGAUCGGUUGUCCUGGGGGCGGAGCGAUCCCCGUCGGAUCAGCAGGUGCCGUCCAGCAGCCGUGUGGAGCAGCAGGAGCAGCUGCGUCAGAAGCGCGCCCAGAAACGGAAUGCUCUGGAGUCGCACUUCCUGCCGCAGCUGCUCAAUCCCCGCUACCUGGACAGCAUCCUGGAGGAGAAUGGCGAGGCGACCAGUUUCCGGAACUCCAACUCCUCCUCCGGCGGAGGCGAUCAGGCGGGGACCCGCACGCCCAAGCUGGACGAGACCUUUCCCAAGAGCCAGUUGGACUUUAGCCGGCGGCACAAGCGACGAGAGGAGGCCCCCUCGCCGCUGAAGCUGGAGACCAAGCUGCUGGAGGAGUCCUCCGAUCUGGAGAGCUGCACCCGUCUCCAGAGCGCCCUAUCGCCGCAGUCCGAAGACGCCGAGUUGGUGUACCUCAGCUCCUCGGCCUCCAGUAGUGUGUCCGACCUCAUGGAGCUGGAACUGGAGCAGGCGGCCGCCUUGGCGGAGAGGGCCCUGGUCGAUCUGGACACGGAUGCCAGUCGGCUGAUCCUACGGCCGGACGACGAGAUGAGCAGCACCAGCACCACCACGGCGGACCGGAGCGAGACGGAACCGGAAACGGAGACGGAGACGGAGGCGGACAGAGAGGCCGAGGAGAGUCGCGAGAGCACACCUGUUAACGCUAACCCGACGCUCGCCAGCUCGCUGUCUUCGCUGCUGAGCGCCGCAACGCCGACGCCGACACCGACGCCCACGCCCGCGGACCGAGAACAAUUAGCAAAAGAUACAAAUGUAUCUGGCGGAUCGGCGGUUAGUUUCGGAACAGCAUCGCCGCUGGCGGCCACGCGCGAGGAGUUCGUUCGCAACAUGGACAAAGUGCGCGAGUUGAUCGAGAUGACGCGGCGCGAACAGGAGCAAGUGGAAGUCCCGCCGACCGGUACGACGCGUUCGCCGUCGCCGCCGCCCGUUCCCCCGCCCCCUGCCGCAGUGUCCCCCUUCUCCUCCCCCCUGUUCCACCUCACUCCGCUGCAGCUGAGGCGGCAGGAGUCGAACGACUCCCACUGCUCAGACAGCACCACCCACAGCCAAUGCACGGCCAUCAACCUGGCCAGUCCCCCGCCGCCUCCCACCGCCCAGCCACCCACUCCGCCACUCAGACAGAAGCCCGCACCACCCCACGCACCACCCACCCCCCAAUCAGAGCCAGAGCUUUCAGUUGCAGAUUCGGAUGCAGAUGCACAUACGGAUGCAGACACGGAUGCAGAUACGGAUGCCAUAAAGAAGCUGCGUCUGCUGUGCACCGAGCAGUUGGCGUCCAUGCCCUAUGGCGAACAGGUGCUCGAGGAGUUAGCCAGCGUGGCCCAGAACAUAGCCGAUCAGUCGCAGAACAAGAUGCCCUACCCCAUGCCCCAGUUGCCGCACAUCAAGGAGCUGCAGUUGAACGCCGGCGAGGGCAAGUCCUCCUCCGCCUGGCUGGGCCUGCCCACCCAGUCCGAUCCGCAGCUGUUGGUUUGCCUGUCCCCCGGCCAGAGGGAGCUCCUGGAUGCCCAGACCCAGCCUGAUGACCUGCUGGAUGCCCACCAGAAGUUCGUGGAGCGCCGGGGCUACCAUGAGCUGACCAAGGCCCAGGUGCUCGAGCAGGAUCACCAGCAGCAGCAGCAGCAGAGCGAGAUGCUCAAGACCGCGGCCAUGAUGCGCGAGUUGCGCAAGAGCCUCUCGCCGCCGGCGCCCCCCCCCCCGCCGCCCGUGCCGCUGAAGAGCGCCGAAACCGCGGCCAAGGCAACCGCUCAUGAAAGCGCCAAGAGAGAUGACGCAAGCGAACAAAAGCAGAAGAUCGCGGCAGGCGAAUCGUCAUCGCUUGAAAAUAAACCAAGGCGAGCAGCUGAUCUCGGCGAGCAGCAGUCGGCAGAGCACCGCCAGAGCAGCAGCACCACCAGCACAAGCGUCCACAACACCGCAGAGAGCAUGUCCAGUGCCACAUCCAAGUUUCCCACGCUGGACGGCAUGGAGAGCGAGCUGGCCAGGAUGUUCCCCCAGCACAAGGGCGACAUUUUCGAGGAGCAGCGCAAGCGCUUCUCCAACAUCGAGUUCCCCAGCCAUCAGCCGGUGCAGAGUGAAACCAAGCGGUACUCCAACAUCGAGACGAGCAGCUUCGAGUCCAAGAAGCGCAUGGAGAACGGCCAGGUGGUCUACGAUGUGAGCACCUCCAGUCGCGAGAAGAAGGAGGAGGGCGAGCCACCCAAAGAGCAGCCCGCCCCGCCCAUCCCCCCGCCGCCAAUUAUGUCAGCAACGAAAUUAAACGGUGGCACUUUCAUUGAUGGAGACGUGGCGCCCAAAAAUAGCCAGCCGGCGAGAGGGGGCGGCAGCGGGGGCGGCAACGGUUCGUAUGAGGAAUUUCGGCAGCGUGCCAAGGCCGCGGCGGAUGCUUUUGGAGAUCAGCGGGAGCAGCAGCAGCAGAAUGGCCUGGACCACGACCGCGUGUUCAAGGACUUCGACAGGCUGUCCCAGCAGAUGCACGCCGAGCUGCAAACCACCCGCGAAAGGCGGGAGAAGUCCGCUUCCCUGUACGAUCUCAGUGGCUUCACCCGGCCCUCGGCGGGUCAUCCGAAGCUGGAGGAACUGCAGCAGCGGCGACAUGCCCACAUGCAGGAGUUGGAGAAGGAAAUAGAGCGAUCGGCGAAGUCCCGGCAGGAGCGCAUGUCCUCGGUGCCGCGACAAAUGGAGGCCACUCCCCCGCAAUCCCGUGAAAUUCCCAUAGAACUGGAGCCCCGUUCCCGCCGUGCCGAGUCCCUCUGCAAUCUAAACGAGCCACCGCCACGUCCGCACACCACAGUGGGUCACUACAACCACGCGGCGGCUCAGGAUGACUGGUCGCGAUACGCCAGUGACCUGGGCUACUCGGAGAACAUAGCGCGACCCUUCGCCAGGGAGGUGGAGAUCUGCUACCAGCGACAGAACCAGAGGGCACCCCACUCCAUUAGGGCCCCGCGACUCUCGGCCAGCACCAAUGACCUGAGCACCUCCAGCCAGUACAGCUUCGAUAGCUUCAAUGCCUACGGCGGCCGGAGGACCCACGCCCCCAUGCUGAACCAGGCCCAACAACAGCAGCGUCCCCACUACGGCAGUUGCUACUCCAUGAUCGAGAGGGACCCCAAUCCCAGGUACAUCAGCACCACCUCGCGAAGGGGCGUGAGUCCUGCCCCACCGGCUGCACCACCACCGCAGCAGCAAGUGCCGCCACCCGCCUACGAUCGCCAGCAGAGGCGGUCCUCGCUGCCCAGGGAUCUCCACGAGCAGCAGCUGAAGUACAUACUCUCCAAGGAGGAGGAGCUCAAGUUUGAGGUGGAGCGGCUGCAGCAGGAGCGGCGUCGCCUGAUGGAGGAGAUGCAGAGGGCGCCGGUCCUGCCGGCUCCCCAGCGGAGGGAGAGCUACAGGCCCGCGGCCAAGUUGCCCACCUUGAGCGAGGAUGAGGUCUUCCGGCAGCAAAUGGCCGAGGAGUGGAUGAACAAGGUGGCCGAGCGCGAGGAGCGGCGCCAGCACAAGAUCAUACGCAUAUCCAAGAUCGAGGAUGAGCAGGACCACUCCACCGUGGACAGGGCCACCAUAAGCGAUGAGUUCCUGGACCGGGUGAAGGAGCGGCGCCACAAGCUGGCCAUGCCGGCGGACAGUGACUGGGAGAGCGGGGCGGAGUCCCAGCCGCAGCCCAAUCAGGCCCAAUCCCAGCCAGAGUCGGAUGUGGAGGCCGCCCCAGUGCGCAUACUCGAGGGCCAGGCGGAGGCCAAUCUGCGCCAGCUGCCACGCCACCUGAGGGAGUUCGCCAAGUUCUCCACCAGCGAGCAGCUGCCGGAUGGCGCCCAGAUGGAGCGCCACGAGGAGCAGGAGCGCAGGGAGGAGGCCACGGACAACUCGCACAGCAGUGCCAGCAAGAAGACGAGCAUCGUGAAGACGUACAAGGUGUCGCGGCUGCCGCCUUCCGUCCAGGACAGAGCCACCGCAUCGGAGGCGGACGCAGGAGCGGGAAUGGGUGUCCGGCUGCGACCACGCCCACCCAAGCAGACGCGCUUCCUCCUCAACGCCCAGCAGCUGCAACAGCAGCGGCAGCGACGCAGCUGGUCGGAAAGCGAUCUUCUCAAGGAGAUCGACAGCGAACUGCAGCUGGCCAAGGGCUUCCUCUACGCCAAUGUCUACAAAGUCAAGCACGAGUAUAUGAGCGAACCGGAGACGGGCAGCGAUCGUCCCCGGAAAAUGGCACAGUUAGGGCGAAGACAGUACGACGGCAUCGGUCCGGUGACCAACGAUGGAAUGCCCAUCAUCCUCAGAUCGGAGGUCCAGGAGCCGCAUCAGCAUGAGUGGUACAAGCGUCUGUAUCAGACGAUUCACAAGCAGAAGAACGGCGAUGAUUUCGUGAUUCGCUACAAGUGUCCCAGAGCCCGUCCGUCGUACAAGAGCAACGGCUACGUCUCAGAGCCCGAACCCAACUACGAUUCCGACUACUCCACGGUGAGGUACCGCACCCAGAAUCCGCACCGCGUGCAGUCCGUAUCCUCGGCUGUCAAUGUGCGCAACCUCAACCAGGACGAGAAGUUGUAUGGUACUAUGCCAAAUCCCAUAAAAUCAGCGCAGAACUCGUAUAAAAAUCAGCCAGGUCGCAUCGAGAACUACACGACAGGUCAUUCGUCUGUUUCCGAAAAGGAAAAGAAGGAGUGGUGGGACGAAGUGAUGGACAUCUUUAACGGGAAUCUAGAACAAUCGAAAUUAUCGCCGUUGUAUACCGAAGGUAACUUGUCCAGAGCUCUGGCCAAGGAAUCCGGCUAUACCAGCGACUCAAACCUCGUCUUCCGAAAGAAGGAGCUACCUGUAAGCAGUCCCCUUAGUCCCGUUGAACAAAAGGAGGCCUACAAGAGUCUCCAGGCAGGCGGAGAACCUCCACUGCUCGGCUUCCGCAAACCAGCGCCCGAGAAGCCCCGUGAAAUUGUGGAGGAGUUCGAAUUCAUACAGAUCACUCCCACGCUCACAAAGAUUCGUGUGAGCACCAAGGAGCUGGAAGAGGAGCAACCCUUGAAAAAACUGCCAACCAUACCGCCUCCGCCGCCACCACCUCCACCACCGCCACCGCAAGAUUUGACCAAGAGGAGGGAGAGGAAGCCGGCGAAGAUGUUCUCGCAGCUGUCGAAGAAUCUGCCCUCGUUCAUUCCCUUGAGCAAGAAGCAGCAAGUAUCGCAACAGGAUGACCCUCCUCCAAGACCGCCCCACCGGAAGUCCAGCUGCACGAAGAGCACUGUUCGGGUGCUGAGUUCCGCCUCGAAGUCCAGGCAUGAGCAGUGCUUCCAGCCACCGAAUGGCAAUGCCUCUGGGGUGUCCACCAUCACCCUGAGGAAGGUGGCCACCUCGAGUUGUUCGCGUCGCGAGCCCAUUUGUCGGUCGAAGUCGGCGGGAGCGGUGUCCACCCUCCUGCAAACCCUGACGGCCACCAAGGAAACCCGACUCACGCGUCGCGUUCAGCAGCAGCAGCAGCAGUCCCGUUUGAGGUCCUCCAGUCCUAGUAGACGUCCCGCCCGUCUGCUGGCUCUUCGCCACUCCAGCCGGAGCCCCGUGGCCUUUGGUCGUAGCAUCUCGAAGGAGCGCAGCUUCGCUGAGGAGAAGAAGCGACUGGAGAACACCCUACCAGCUAAUCGCACCAACUUUGAGGCUAGUACCAAUAUCCUAAGGGACCCCUCUCUGAAAUCCCCUCAAGAGGUAAGGGAGGCAGUGCGCUCGUACGCCACCUCGCGUAGCAAGUCUUUGCCAAGGCUCCGUCACACCACGGUGAGCACCACUACAAGGCAGACCAUGUGUUUCCCACAAGUGCGACCCCAGACGCUAUUGGACUGUGGAACUCGAUCGCUGAGGAAGUCUUCCUCGAAGGCUGGAAAGGGUCAGGUUAAGAAUGGGUCUAAUGACAGCCUGCCGCGGAGUAACUCCACUUUCUCCAUUGACUCGCUGGUGCGUCAGGAAUUCGUGCCCAUUGCACCGCCCAAAACGUAUGUGAGCAAGUCCAGAGGCUCGUCUUCCAAGGCGCUGGUUCCUCUCCAGAACAGCCGCAGCGAAGGUCAUGUUCCCCGGAAGCGUCAGACCGGGAAAACCACCUCCAAGCCAUCUCCACCGGUUACCGUCCACUCCUAUAGCGAGUCGGUGCGCGAAAAGACCAACUUUUGGAACGAGUACAAUGCGAAGCAGGCCAUGUCAUUGCCCCAGGAAUACAAAUUCGGUCCGGAGGAUGUGUGCGACUACGCCAGUCAACCGAUCCAGCAACCGUGCAUCGAGGACCUCGUGUGGAAGUAUGAGGGCAGGGAGCAGCGUCCUCCGAAACAAGUGUCCGUGACGGACAUUGCCCGUCCGCAGUCGCCGCAAUUGAGCCAGGAGCGUCGCUUUUCGCCCACUCGAGAGGUGAGAGUGCCCCAGAUUAGCCGAGAGGUGCGAUCCCCCUCUCGCCGACGCAUCGACAGCCUGCGUUCCAAGGACAAGGAGCAGUCGUUGGCCAGGGCCAGCAGUCUGAGCAGCGCCGAUGAGCGUCGCAGGGCCACUCCCGUUCCGGCGAAUGGACUCUACCAGUGCGGGGAACUGGCCCACAGCGCCACUUCUCUGACCCACCUGGAGCGGCACAGCCCCAGCUGUCGGUAUCGCAACAACUGCGAGCGUUUCACCGAGCUAAACCGCUUUUACAGCACUUUGGAGCGGGUGGGUCAGCUGGAGAGGGCCACAUCCUCCAGCAGCUUCCAUCCCUUGAGGAAAGAUGCCGAGCUCCUGGACUUUGAUGAAUGGCGCCGGGUGCGACUUCACGAACGCGCUGAAAAGGAGCUCCACUAUUUGGUGGGAAAGCUACAAGAUGACCAGAAACAGCGGGAUCUGCACUUCCGUUCCAAGGACGUGGGCUCCAUCAAGUGGCGCCAGGAGGCCGACCAAUCACUGAUUGCCAAGAAGAAGUCCGUCGAGGAUCUCCGGGACAAUUUCGAGCAGCUGAAUCUUCUCAGGCAGCAACAGCAACUGCAAUCGGAACCGGUUCAUCGCCAUUGGAGGCGCAACACGGUGGCUGAUUUGGCCAGCAGUCUGGAGCACCGCGUGGAAGUUGAGCCGGAGAUGGAGCGCCACUUGGACAACGAUCUGGUGAGCACUUUGUCCAAGGAUCAGAUCAAGAAAAUCACCCAGCAGCUGAAUGAGAUUUACUCGGGAAACCGCACGGUUCCCGCCGUCGAGGAGCAGUAUGUGGUCACCGUGGAGAAGGGUUCCCGACCGAAUGGCCUGAAGGUGCGCUGCAACUCGACCAUCUCCAAGGAUCAGCUCCUGGGCCCCGUUCAACGCAAGCGGGACGAACAGCAGUCCAACCAGACUUUGCCCCGUGCCACUCGCAGUCAAUCGCCGGUGGUGGUGGCCAGGGAAACCCGUGGCGCCAUCGCAGCCAAGAAUGCCGAGUUGACCCUGGCCAAACCGCCUGAUGUGCCACCCAGGCCCAAACCCGCACCAAGUCAGGAGGCCAAGAGCAAGCCACCUGCAAAGGCGGACUCUAAAGUGGAAACUCGCGAGCCAGCGGAGGACAUAAACCAGAAGAUACAGUACUUCGAGGAUCGCCAGUUCGAUGAGCCACCGAAGACCAUUUACCACGCUCGCGAGGAUUCCUCUCCAGACGAGGCAGAGGUUAUGCGACUCAUCAAUCAAAAUAUGCAGGAGCGCCAGCGAGCCAGGCAGCUUCUUCACCACCAGGAGCUGAGCAACUCCCUGACCGAUUUGAGCGGCGUUUUCGGCGAGCGUCCAGCUGCCCGAGUAAAUUUUCACUUGCACAGCCCGCCCGACCGUCCGCCCGACGACGAGCUUAUCAGCUUUGGGAACGGAUCACCGGAUCAAGGAGACGGCAGUCUUGAGCUCUACUCGGACUCCUACUACCGAUCGCGCAGUCUGUCGCCCCAAUCGCAGGCCUCCGCCUGCUCCAGCUCCUAUUUGCAGAGGGUAUACACUGGCGAGGUGAGGAAGAUGCGCCAGCACUUCGAGAGCAUCCAGCAGUCCGGGGAGCAGUCCCGGGAGCCAUCCAACGAGCGGCGUGAUUUUUUUGGGCUUAGCUCGCUGCGGAGGGCGCGCAGCGAUCCCGAGAUGAAUGCGGGAUCCAAAGACGCCCCGGACACCGCUACGGAGGCGGUGUCCAAGGAGGAUGUGCCACGGCUGACCCACAAGUUCGAGCUGCGGGCAGCGACGCCCUCGCCGGAACGCGGGAGGAGGCGCCUGAGGAGCGCCCAGGACAGGCUAAUGCCCCAUAUCGACAUCAUCAGCAAGACGGCGGCCUUGAAAAGGGAGCUACCGAUCCGGCCGAGUCCCACGAGGAGCGUGAGCAGCAACAGUCACUGCUUCGAGCGACUGAGGAUGCGCUACGAAUCGCCGGAGCCACAGACCCAGAGCUAUCUGUCCACCUCGCAUCCGGACAUGCGGGAUGUCCACGACAUAUCGCCGCACUUGAGUGCCGACUGGGUGGCUCACAAGCACCCCGAGCCCUCGAAGCCCAAGGAGCUGCCCCGGAAGCCACAGCGGGUGGUGCGGGCCAGCUCCACUUCGCCACUGCGUCCGGCAAAAUCGGAGAGCCACCAACUAGGCUCCCGACUAACUAGCUGCAUGAGGGACAUAUUCGCCAACCAGAAGUUCGAUCCCAACAAACAUCGUCCCAAGGCUCGAUAUGUACCCGAUGGUGCAGAGAAUGGCAAUAAGAAUCCCAAGGACAAUGGAACUUUGGAGCGCCUCAAGAAGACGGCCAUGGUGACUUUCAAAGAUCUCGACCCGAACGCGCCCCCAAUACCCCCUCAGCCGCCAGUCAAGGGUCUCUCCGCCUACGAUUUCCCGUACAACACCGACACUUUCGACGGAUCAGAUUCUCCCAAUCGUUACUAUGCCACAGACGUGAACAUCCACUUCAAGACCCCGAUCAGGCAUGAGCAGCGCCAGAACGUGCCGGAGGAGGAACUAGCCAUUCGCCAAGCGGAGCACAUGCAGAAGCUCUACCACGAGGAGCGCCGCCGCAAGUAUCUACAGGAGCUGCAGGACAUGAACUCGCGCCGCCACACGGACAACUUCACGCCGUCGCAGAAGUCGCCCAUCGCCCUCAAUCGCUACGAUGACUUCCCCACGGACGUGACCCUCAAGUCGCUGGUCGGACCCAAGACGGUGGCCAGGGCCCUCUUCAACUUCCAGGGACAGAGCUCCAAGGAGCUCUCCUUCCGCAAGGGCGACACCAUCUACAUCAGGCGUCAGAUCGACGCCAAUUGGUACGAGGGCGAGCACAAUGCAAUGAUUGGUUUGCUCCCGGCCAGUUAUGUUGAGAUUGUCAGUCGAAAUGGUGCCCGUACUCCAUCUAAGCGACCAUCGGAGGGCCAGGCCCGUGCCAAAUACAACUUCCAAGCCCAAUCGGGCGUCGAGCUUUCCUUGAACAAGGGCGAAUUGGUAAUUCUGACUCGCCGAGUGGAUGGAAACUGGUUCGAGGGCAAAAUUGCCAACAGAAAGGGCAUCUUCCCAUGCUCCUAUGUCGAAGUACUCACGGAUAUUGGUGCUGAGGAUAUUGCGGCCAGAACAACGACCGUGAUUACCAGCCAGAGCACCACGAAUCUGCGGCCCAAUCUUGAUGUGCUGCGCACAAACAUCAACAAUGAGUUCAACACACUCACUCAAAAUGGAGUCCAACCACCGAACGGAAUCCUCAAGGAAACGCGGGCGCUCCACAAGACGGACGCCCUGCAUGUGGACACCAGUUCCAAGCCAUUGGCUUACCGCGCCCUGUACAAGUACCGGCCCCAGAACUCCGACGAACUGGAGCUCCUCGAGGGGGAUGUGGUCCAUGUGCUGGAGAAGUGCGACGACGGAUGGUUCGUGGGCACCUCGCAGAGGACCGGCUGCUUCGGCACAUUCCCCGGCAACUACGUGGAACGGGCCUAGAGAUCGACCGGAUGAUCCUGCCCCCGGGUCGGCAUUCGUCUCUAAUCUUAAUGAAUUUGUAGUCUAAUAUGAGGAGGAAUCAGCGUGGCCGGGGCGAAGGCAGUUCUAUGACUAUUUCUGACUUGGUUUUACUGGAUUAUUUUAUGUUGUUGUUGAAUAAUUCUUAUCCCGCUAAUUCUACUGCUUUCGUUUUGCCGUAAUUUAAAGCUAUUUAUUUAUUUUUAAACAGAGCAUUAAUUAUAUCAAUGUUGGAAUUACGUUUAUUUAUGAGAUGCAAAUAUUAACCAGAAGUUGUCCCCUCCACCUCCCCCACUCCGACACCCCAUUCACCCAAGAAUCACACACACACCAAAUAUCGAAGGACCUAAAUUAAGAUCAUAUAUAUAUAUACUUUGUCGUUUACCUACUAAUUUUAACUAGUCACAGCUAAUUUCCAAAAAAAAAAAAAAACAAUUGCAAAAAAAUAUAAAGAAGUGGAGACCGUUGAACUAAAGUGCCUUAAAGUUGAAAUUUUAAUGACUAAAAAUAAAAACAAAAAUUAAAAAAAAAACGUGCUAAGAUCCAAGGGCCCCUUGUUGUCGGCAGUGGAUAAUUAUUAUUGAUAAUUAUUAAUAUUAUUUAUGAUGAUAUUGUCAAGUCCGAACCAACAGAAAUCAUUUUAAAAUCAUUACAAAAAGCGUUUAUUACACAGACACUGUUGCAAGCGUAUUUAGUAAAUAAAGAAAAAACUAAAAAACAA
Molecule: messenger RNA, 12396 nt
Organism: Drosophila rhopaloa
Lineage: Eukaryota; Metazoa; Arthropoda; Insecta; Diptera; Drosophilidae
Gene: CAP
Molecular function (GO): protein binding
Source: RefSeq, a predicted model, not a curated record